Messenger RNA from Cervus elaphus (red deer), 3690 nucleotides. RefSeq names its product folate hydrolase 1B (gene FOLH1B). Lineage: Eukaryota; Metazoa; Chordata; Mammalia; Artiodactyla; Cervidae. The transcript has 19 exons. Gene Ontology annotation, molecular function: carboxypeptidase activity. The coding region runs from base 698 to 2446 and encodes 582 amino acids. The record is from RefSeq and is a predicted model, not a curated record.
AGCCCGCCCGCCUGCCCCGCGGCCCGCCGGGCUCCGGGGCCCCCUGCCGCGGGGUUCCUGCUGCUGGGCUCCGGGGCGGGGAUCGGGCUGGGGGGCGUGCGGACCAGCUCCCGCGAGUUAGGUGGGACUUAGUUGCCGGGGAAGCACGUUUGCGUUCCGGACGGGCUGCUGGAGGACAGGCGCCUACAGGAGGAGAACGCAGAAACCCUGAAACUGAACUUGAGAAAGUUCCGCCGGCUGCAGGCCUGCGAGAAAUUGGCUCCUUUCCGCAGGAUCUCGGGGGACACUUGCUAGGUCGUCCAAGGAGCUUUGAUGGUUUAUAAAGUCCUCCAGUGAAGCUACUAACAUUCCACAGCAUAAUGUAAAGAAAGCAUUUUUGGAUGAGUUGAAAGCAGAGAACAUCAAGACCUUCUUGUAUAAUUUUACACGGAUACCACAUUUAGCUGGAACAGAACAAAACUUCCAGCUUGCAAAGCAAAUUCAAGCUCAGUGGAAAGAAUUUGGCCUGGAUUCUGUUGAGUUAGCCCAUUAUGAUGUCCUGUUGUCCUAUCCAAAUGAGACUCUUCCCAACUACAUCUCAAUAAUUGAUGAAGGUGGAAAUGAGAUUUUUAACACAUCAUUAUUUGAGCCGCCUCCUCCCGGAUAUGAAAACGUCUCAGAUGUCGUGCCACCCUUUAGCGCCUUUUCUCCACAAGGAAUGCCGGAGGGUGACCUAGUGUAUGUUAACUAUGCACGAACUGAAGACUUCUUUAAACUAGAGCGAGACAUGAAAAUCAACUGCUCUGGGAAGAUUCUGAUUGCCAGAUAUGGGAAAAUUUUCAGAGGAAAUAAGGUUAAAAAUGCCCAGCUAGCUGGGGCCAGAGGGAUCAUUUUGUACUCAGACCCUGCUGAUUACUUUGCUCCUGGGGUGGAGGCCUAUCCGGAUGGUUGGAAUCUUCCUGGAGGUGGUGUUCAGCGUGGAAAUAUCUUAAAUCUUAAUGGUGCGGGGGACCCUCUCACACCUGGCUACCCAGCAAAUGAAUAUGCUUAUAGACGUGAAAUCACAGAGGCUGUCGGUCUUCCAAACAUUCCUGUUCAUCCAAUUGGAUACUAUGAUGCCCAGAAGCUCCUGGAAAAAAUGGGUGGAUUAGCACCCCCAGAUGACAGCUGGAAAGGAGGUCUUCAAGUGCCCUACAAUGUUGGACCUGGAUUUACUGGAAACUUUUCUGCACAAAAAGUCAAGAUGCAUAUCCACUCCAGCAAUAAAGUGGAGAGAAUUUACAACGUGAUUGGAACUCUCAGAGGGGCUGUGGAGCCAGACAGAUAUGUCAUUCUUGGAGGUCACCGUGACUCAUGGGUGUUUGGUGGCAUUGACCCUCAGAGUGGAGCAGCUGUCGUUCAUGAAAUUGUCAGGAGUUUUGGAAAGCUGAAAAUUGAAGGAUGGAGGCCUCGAAGAACAAUUCUGUUUGCGAGCUGGGAUGCAGAAGAAUUUGGUCUUUUUGGUUCCACUGAGUGGGCAGAGGAAAACUCCAGACUCCUUCAGGAGCGUGGUGUGGCCUAUAUCAAUGCUGAUUCUUCUAUAGAAGGAAACUACACUCUGAGAGUUGAUUGUACCCCGCUUAUGUACAGCUUGGUAUAUAACCUAACAAAGGAGCUCCGAAGUCCUGAUGAAGGUUUUGAAGGCAAGUCUCUUUUUGAGAGCUGGAAUGAAAAAAGUCCUUCCCCUGAAUUCAGUGACUUGCCAAGGAUUAGCAAAUUAGGAUCUGGAAAUGAUUUUGAAGUGUUCUUCCAAAGACUUGGAAUUGCUUCAGGCAGAGCAAGGUAUACUAAAGAUUGGGAAACAAGCAAAUUCAGCAGCUAUCCUCUGUAUCAUAGUAUCUAUGAAACGUAUGAAUUAGUGGAAAAAUUUUACGAUCCAGCGUUUAAGUAUCACCUCGCUGUGGCCCAGGUUCGAGGUGGAAUCAUCUUCGAAAUAGCCAAUUCCAUAGUGCUGCCCUUCGACUGUAGAGACUAUGCUGUUGUUUUAAGAAAGUACGCCGAUAAAAUCUACAAUAUUUCAAUGAAGCAUCCACAAGAAAUGAAAACAUACAGUGUGUCAUUUGAUUCACUCUUUUCUGCAGUGAAGAAUUUUACAGAGAUUGCUUCUAAUUUCAGUGAGAGACUCCAAGACUUGGAUAAAAACAACCCAAUAUUAUUAAGAAUUAUGAAUGAUCAACUGAUGUUUUUGGAACGAGCAUUUACUGAUCCUUUAGGAUUACCAGACAGGCCUUUCUAUAGGCAUGUCAUCUAUGCUCCAAGCAGCCACAACAAGUACGUGGGGGAGUCAUUCCCAGGGAUCUAUGAUGCUCUCUUUGAUAUUGAAAACAGAGUGGACCCAUCCAAGGCCUGGGAAGAAGUGAAAAGACAGAUUUCUAUUGCAGCCUUCACAGUGCAGGCUGCAGCAGGGACUCUGAGAGAAGUCGCCUAAGAAAUUUCUUCGUAAAACGCAUACUGAAUUGGUAUGAUGUAUCGGAAAGAAUCAUGUUGGAUGAAAUGAUAAACUGAAAAAUAAAGUUGUGUACAUAUGUAUACAUAGGUAUAGAUAGAUGCAUAUAUCUACCUUGGCAUUUCUUUUCUUCUUCUUAUAGAUCAAUAAGAAAGAUGGAUAUUUUUCUAAAAUUAUAGAAAGUUAUUCUGAGAAAGUUGAACUAAAUGAUGGAAGUAAGAAGUGCCUAAAAUUUUAAUACACUUAGGUGACGUUAUCAGAAAUCACAUCUCCUUCAACACUUCCAGAUCUAUUCCUGUCACUGCACACGUAGAAAGCAUCAGUUUGUUAUAGAACACAGCGGAAAAUCCACAGGGCUUCUUCAAGCUUGGGACCUCGGUCUGCCUGGCCUCCCAGGGCUGAGAGGAUUGCUGUAUUAGCUCAGUAGUUGGGCAACUCUGGUCUAGUCACCCUGAAGGUAAAUGUUUUGUUUUAUUGUUGUUAUUUAGUCACUAAGUUAUGUCUGACUCUUAGCAACCCGAUGGAUUUUAGCCCACCAAGUUCCUCUGUCCGUGGAUUUCCCAGGCAGGAAUACUGCAGUGGGUUGCCAUUUUCUUCUCCAGCAGAUCUUCUCAACCCAGGGCUCAAACCCAUGUCUUUUGCGUCUCUUGCAUUGGCAGGUGAAUUCUUUACUGAUGAGACGCUCGGGAAGUAAAUAUGUGUGCUUAGUUGCUCAGCCAUAUCCAACUCUUUGCAACAGGAGCCUGCCAGGCUCCUCUGUCCAUGGGGAUUCUCCAGGGAAGAAUGUUGGAGUGGGUUGUCAUGCCCUCCUCCAGGGGAUCUUCCCAACCCAGGGAUUGAACCCAGGUCUCCUGCAUUGUAGGUGGAGUCUUUGCUCUCUGAGCCACCAGGGAAAUCCUAAGGUAAAUAUAGUCCCUCUAUAAAAUAAGGGAUAAUUGUUUUUUUAAAAAGUUAGCAAAUAUGUUGUUUAUACCAAAGGAUAUAUGUAACAUAUACAUACAAUGCAAAGUAAGCAUUUGUAAACCUACUUCAAUAAUUAGGUUAAGAAAAGGAACAUUACCAACAUCUUUGGGUCCCACAUGUACUUCUGACCACAUGCCUUCCCCUUCUUUCAGAGAUACUCACUUUCUUGAAUUUUAUGCUUUUACCAUACAUUGCUUUUCCCAGACAUGUGUUUGACUUUGUGUAUUUUUAGAAUUUUUGAAAAUAAAAUUGUACCCCAUGUA